Caenorhabditis bovis is the source of this 387-nucleotide messenger RNA. Lineage: Eukaryota; Metazoa; Nematoda; Chromadorea; Rhabditida; Rhabditidae. The record is from the annotation of a GenBank genome assembly.
AUGUCCGGAAAACAGAACGAAGAAUGCAGCUACUGCACUCUCACUGUCAUCUCGCUUGCAAUUGCACUAGUCUCGGGAAUUUUGACGCUUCUCGCGGCUAGCUACAUGUACCACGGAGUCAAUGAUCUUGUCAUAAUGCCUAAGGAGCUGCAAGCCUACACAUCGAGCCGUCUCUUAGUGCCACACAAAAAGAUUGUGCUCAUCAAAGUGGAUGUCAAACAUCGAUGCUACAUUUUGCCAUUGAGUUUGUCGAAGGAUUUGGCAUCGACGAAAUUCAUGGUCAGCAACGAACCGCUUGAGCCGGAAACCCUCGAAGAAGUUGCUGGCGCAGAUGGUGUCGACUUCUGCUCAACAACACCUGCAUACGUAUUAGAGGCCCGUACGUAA